UAUUUAGUUUGUAACGAAUAGGUUUUGUUUACUGUCUGUGGACUACAAAGUAUAAAUUACUUUGUAGUUACCCAAGUACCAACAUUUUAUUCCCGGUUUGCUUGUAAGUUGUAACAUUUUGAAUAAAUUAAGACACCAACAACAGAACAAACAAAUAUUAAUAGGUUCACCGGUGUGUUAAACUUCUACCUAAAAUGCAUAACACAUUAGACUCAGAUAGCGAAGAUGAGCUGCCUCCAGGAUGGGAAGAAAAGUCCACAGAAGAUGGAAACGUUUAUUUUGUUAACACUUUGAAUAACAAAACGCAGUGGACCCAUCCGCGCACUGGCCAUAAAAAAAUAAUUCCUAAAGACUUUCCGUUUGGUUGGAUAAAAACUUUAGAUGAAACUGAAAAACCCCUGUAUGUCCAUCUGGAAACAGGAAAUAAAACCUAUGUGGACCCGAGACUAGCAUUUGCAACUGCAGAAAAGAAGCAUGUAUACGAUUUUCGCCAAAGAUUUGAUGGUUCAACUACAGCUUUUCAAGUUUUACAUGGUGUUGAUUUAUCUGGUAAAUAUGCACUCAUAACAGGCUGCAAUGCUGGUAUUGGUUAUGAAACAGCAAAGUCCCUGGCGAGGCAUGGCUGCAACAUCUUAUUGGCCAAUCGCAAUAUGGAAGCUACUCAGACGGCCAUUGAACAAAUUGUUAAAGAAACAAAUACAUCAGAUGAGAAUUUGAAAGCAAUUCAUUUAGACUUGAGUUCAUUGAAAAGUGUGAAACAAUGUGCCAGGGCUGUCAAAACAAUUUUUUCGGAUCAUCUUGAUAUGUUGAUACUAAAUGCUGGUGUGUUUGGUCUGCCAUAUGAAGAGACAGAAGACAAGCUAGAUAGGACCUUCCAGGUCAAUCACCUCUCUCACAUGUAUUUUGCAUUGCUGUUGGAGCCACUGCUGAAAAAUGGGUCAAGGGUUGUGUUUGUGUCUUCAGAGUCACACAGGACAGCAAGUCUAAAAAAUGUAUUUGUAAGGCAGAACUUAGCACACCCAAGAGAUAAUUACAGUGCCAUGUUAGCUUACGGUAACUCCAAACUGUACAAUGUUAUAACAGCAAUGAUUUUGAGUGAAGAAUGGAAGCACAAGGGCAUUUCUGUGAACUCUUUACAUCCAGGGAACAUGGUGUCUACAAAUUUACCUAAUAGUUGGUGGUUGUACAAACUGCUAUUCUUUAUAGUACGCCCCUUUACGAAGUCUCUGCAACAGGCAGCCGCUACAACAGUCUACGUAGCCACAGCCUCAGAAUUAGAUGAAGUAACAGGUCUAUACUUCAACAACUGUUUUUACUGUGAACCGGCCAGCCUAGCCAGAGACAAGGAUAUAGCUCACGAGGUCUUCUCUAUAUCUCUCUGUAUGAUACAAGAGAGAAUGGGUGCAGAAAUUAUUCAGCCAUAUAUUGAUAAAUACUGUGCUAAAAAACGAACUAGUAAAUAACAUUCAAUUUAUACCCGGGAUGAUGAACUCUUGCGCCAAAUAUAUAUUGAAGAUAAUCUAUUGAGAUGUUAUGAUGAUUUAGAAAGUGUAUAUGUACAUAAGAUUUAAAAAAUAUGUAAGGUCUGGCCAAGAAAAUAAUAAUCCAUUCCUGAGGACGCCACAUGGCAAAAUCGACAUAGAAAUAAAAAUCUACCAUUUUUGUCCGCAUAAUAAACGUUUAUUUGAGACGUUUCCAUCCAUUUAUUGUUAGUAUAUAAGUAAAAAUUUAGCUUAAUAACUUAGUACUGAUCCAUCACCGGCAGUCACCACGGCAGCUUCAACAGCAACUUAAAAAUUAUGGCGAGGUUUAUUUAUAUCUUUUUUAUUCCUGGUCACAUUUUAAAUAGGACAAUGAAGGCACCAUUAAUUUUGAGGUACAGAACAACGAAAUAAAGACGCCCACUGUGAAUGAGAUAGCGAUAUGUAGGUAUUUGAUCUAAAGAAGUAUUAUUCGUUUCAUUCUUUUUCUACGGCUUCAUUGAAGACACUAUUGUCUUGCUGACGAAUACGAGAGAUGUUUUAAGUUAAUCAUGUAACUUUUUUGAGGUCAUUUGAAAAAGCGCGUUACGAAUAAAUAUACCGAUCCUGUGCCAUUUUCACACGGCAGAAGUGAAACUUCUGAAAAGUAGCCCACGAGAGUUUGAAAUGGAUAUAAUUAUAUUUAUUAAAUGUUUUGACGGCCGAUUGGCGCA
Messenger RNA from Pararge aegeria (speckled wood butterfly), 2194 nucleotides. RefSeq names its product WW domain-containing oxidoreductase (gene Wwox). The transcript is spliced from 7 exons. Lineage: Eukaryota; Metazoa; Arthropoda; Insecta; Lepidoptera; Nymphalidae. Gene Ontology annotation, molecular function: protein binding. Bases 195 to 1463 code for a protein of 422 amino acids. The record is from RefSeq and is a predicted model, not a curated record.